UGGCAUCGGAAGACGACAUAAGACGGAUAGUUGAAGCCGCGAUUCAACCAAUCCAGAAGCGGAAAAUCCCGCUAUCCAAGGCAAACCUUACCGAGCUGCAAGAUAUUAUAUGGAAGAACUCUCUGAAGGAAAUAAAAUUGGACGAACGAGGGGCAAUUGGCUACACUUAUAAAACGUUGGCCUCUGGUAUUUGGGCUCUACGUCAAGGAGUAAGGGCUAUUCAAGAAAGCAAACUUGACGAAUUGCCGCGAGUGUUUGAGAAUGCCAUCUCAGAUUUAAGUUGGGCAGGUGGAGACAGUGACACCAAUGGUGCAGUUGCUGGGUCACUAUUGGGAGCAUUAGUUGGGUAUUCGAGUCUUCCUGCUCAGUGGAAAACGGAUUUGAGUGAUGUCGAUUGGCUCCUGUCCAAGGCGGAUGCCGCAACCUUCCUUAUCCUACGUCAAGGACCUCCAUAUGAUUGGGAAAAUGAUCCAGAUAACUUGUUUGAUGGGGGAAAAGGCGAGUAA
Molecule: messenger RNA, 506 nt
Organism: Acaulospora colombiana
Lineage: Eukaryota; Fungi; Glomeromycota; Glomeromycetes; Diversisporales; Acaulosporaceae
Source: the annotation of a GenBank genome assembly